UCAGAGACCUGAGCGGCCAUCGUGUGAUCAUGAGGGAGACGCCGUUAUCUAACUGCGAGCGGCAGUUCAUCCUGCAGGCCAUCGCCGAGAAGCAGCGUCUUGAUGGAAGACAGACAUAUGAUUAUAGGAAUAUCAAGAUAACAUUUGGAACUGAAUUUGGCUGUUGUAUUGUGGAACUAGGUAAAACAAGGGUGCUUGCACAGGUAUCAUGUGAACUUGUUACUCCUAAACCUAGUCGGCCUACAGAAGGCAUCAUCUUCUUCAAUUUGGAACUCUCCCCAAUGGCAUCUCCUGCAUUUGAAACUGGCAGACAAUCAGAGUUGCUAGUUAAACUGAACCGGCUGCUGGAGAGGUGUCUGAGAAAUUCCAAGUGUAUAGACACAGAAUCCCUUUGUGUUGUAGCAGGUGCAAAGGUGUGGCAGAUUCGUGUAGAUUUGCACUUGUUAAAUCACGAUGGCAACAUUAUGGAUGCUGCAAGCAUAGCAGCCAUUGUGGCAUUGUCUCAUUUUAAAAGACCUGAUGUAUCAAUCCAAGGAGAAGAAGUCACUGUAUAUUCUCCAGAGGAGCGUGAUCUAAUCCCGCUGAGCAUCCACCAUAUGCCCAUUGCAGUUAGCUUUGCAUUCUUUCAGCAGGGAAGCUACCUUUUAGUAGAUCCAAUUGAACAUGAAGAACGGGUCAUGGAUGGACUCUUGGUGAUUGCCAUGAACAAACACCGUGAACUGUGUACCAUUCAGUCCAGUGGUGGAAUUAUGCUUCUAAAAGAUCAGGUUCUUCGUUGUACUAAAAUAGCUGGAGUGAAGGUGGCAGAGAUCACAGAACUAAUCCAGAAAGCUAUUGAAAACGAUAAAAAUGUCAGGCAAAAGGGUGGGAAGUUUGGAUUUGCAGAAUCUGUACCAAACAAGAGAAUUACUACUUUUAAACUUGAAGAAGUUGCUGUACAUACAGAAGGUGUAGAAGAGCAAGCUGAAGAAAUUGUGUCAAAGGCUGAAACAUCACCACCAAUCAUUCCAAAACCAAUUGUGCGUGCUCCUGGGACAGGUCAAAUUGGGGAGGGAAUUCAAAAUGAAUGGAUGAUCAAUGAUCUGGAUGAAGAGGAUGAAGAAGAUGAAGAAGAUAUUGUUCCUGAACUAGAUGCCCAGAGUUUGAGUCAUGAAGCUAAAGUUGUCCAACUGUCGGACAGUGAAGAGGAAGAAAUGAUAAUAUUGGAACCAGAAGGACAUCAAAAGGAAAGAAAGAUAAAAUCUGAAGAAACACAGCAAAAAACAAGCAAAAUAUCUCAAAAAAAGAACAAGAAAACACAGAAAAGAAAAAGAUCGCUACUGUGAUAUUUGUUUUGUAAUAAAUUGACAUGAAUUAUUACAUUAACUUUUUAAUGUGUUGCAUCUUUACUGUGUUCUCUAAAGAGAAAAUUUGUAAAAUUAUACCAUUACAGGUAUGCAGAAGUAGAUUUGGUGUGCCUAUGAUUUUAUGAAACCAAAUACAUUUUGAAUUGGUAGAAUUGCUGAAUUGAGUUCUUUCUUAAAACUUGUGGAAUUUUUGCCUAUUUAUUGAAAACUGGCAAAUUAAUUUAAAUGAUAUAGCAAGCUUUAAAUUCAGAUUCAUCAUACAUCACUGUUUUAAUAGCAUUAUAUUUGCUACUAUUUGAAAGUUAAGCCUACAGAUUUUGUUAUUUCUGUAUACCUUCCCUUCAGAAUAUGAUAGAAUUACAUUUAUUUUCACCUUAAAUUUUUAUUCCAAACAAGGCACUUGGAAUAAAGAAUAAAAUCUUAAUUGGUGUCUGAUUGUCUUUUAUGACUUGUGACAGAUACAAAAUUCUCAACAGAAAGAGGAUUUUGCUUUCUUGCAGUUUAAAUUUAGAAUGACGCAGUCUGAUCAUUAUACUUUUUAAUAUAGUGGGUUAAAAAUAUGUUUGGUACCUUGAUUAUUACCUUUUUUAUGCAGAAUAAAGAACAAGAUACUAUUUUUAUUAUGCCUUUAGCAUUGAAAGGCCAAGGCACAGGAAAAUGUAGGAAUCAAGUCAAAUGAGGAUGCACCAGGAAGACCAUUAUUAGUGAAUAUUAUUGUGUUCAUUGGAAGCAUCACUUCUUUAAAAGUAAAAGCUGCUGCGAAAUUACUUUAGACUUUACUAUUCUUGAUGAGUUUUAAAAUAGAGAUUUGUUGUUUUGAAAUCUUGAUGCUAAAACCCAAAUAAAUAAUUUUCCAGACUUUUCCUGCCUAAAUUUUGCAGGACUUUAACAGGAAAUGAAUGCUUCAGUUUCUGCACACAAUCCAAAGACCCUACCAGUUAGUAGGGUAAUUGCACAUUGUAAAUUGUCCUGUGAUUAGGCUAGAUGGGUUGCUGAGCAGCUUGGAAUAUUGGGUCGGAAGGCUCUUUUGAGCACUGUAUCUCCAAAUAAGUUGCAAGUGAAAUAAAAAUUUGAUAUGACUUGUGUGUAAUGUAGCUAUUUAAUCAUGUUCAGUCAUAGUCUGAAAUCAAACACUUCAACCCAACAAGUCUUCCCUGACCAUGUGCACCCAUUUUACACGAAUCUCAUUUUAUUGUCCCUACAUUUUGUCAAUUCCCCUCCAAUUUUACCACUUGUCUACCCAGAAGGUACAAUUUCCAGUGGCCAGUCAAUAUUCCAACUUGCACAUAUACCUGGCACAGCAGCAUUUAGUCAACUAUUUGCAGGCCUUCAUAUACUGUCCUCUAAUCCUUUGUACUGGCAGCUAUUGUUUGUUUGUUUAGAAUAGUUGUGCAAAAAAGCGCCU
Messenger RNA from Mobula hypostoma (lesser devil ray), 2751 nucleotides. It is a transcript of the gene exosc9, whose product is annotated as exosome component 9. Gene Ontology annotation, cellular component: nuclear exosome (RNase complex); cytoplasmic exosome (RNase complex). Gene Ontology annotation, molecular function: mRNA 3'-UTR AU-rich region binding. Lineage: Eukaryota; Metazoa; Chordata; Chondrichthyes; Myliobatiformes; Myliobatidae. Bases 30 to 1325 code for a protein of 431 amino acids. The transcript has 12 exons. The record is from RefSeq and is a predicted model, not a curated record. Gene Ontology annotation, biological process: U1 snRNA 3'-end processing; nuclear mRNA surveillance; U4 snRNA 3'-end processing.